This is a messenger RNA of Etheostoma cragini (Arkansas darter), 677 nucleotides long. RefSeq names its product annexin A2-like. Gene Ontology annotation, cellular component: cytoplasm. Gene Ontology annotation, molecular function: calcium ion binding; calcium-dependent phospholipid binding. The record is from RefSeq and is a predicted model, not a curated record. Bases 17 to 520 code for a protein of 167 amino acids. Lineage: Eukaryota; Metazoa; Chordata; Actinopteri; Perciformes; Percidae. The transcript is spliced from 5 exons.
GCAGGUCUGAGUCAACAUGGCGCUCGUCUCUGAGUUUCUGGGACAGCUGACGCUGUCGUACGGGGGGGUGAGUCUCACAGAUGUCCACCGUGUGGACGAGCAGACCGUCAUCGACGUCCUGACCCGACGUAGCUACGAGCAGCGGAGGGACAUCGCCUUCGAGUACGAACGCAUCGCCAAGAAGGAUCUGAACGUGGCCCUGAAGGCAGCGCUGUCCGGGCCCCUGGAGGCUCUGGUCCUGGGUCUGAUGAAGAGCACGGCCCAGUUCGACGCCUCGGAGCUCAAGGCCUCCAUGAAGGUACUGCGAAAAAUGAUAACGCUGUCAGUCUCUCUGCAGAGUAAAGGGGCGAAGGAGAAGGUGGUGACCCGGAUCAUGGUCUCUCGCUGUGAAGUGGACCUGAUGAAGAUCAGGACCGAGUUCAGGAGGCAGCACAAAAGAUCCCUGUACCAGACCAUCGCUGAGCACACUAAGGGAGACUACCAGAAGGCUCUGCUCAGUCUGUGUGGAGGAGACGACUGAACCCUCAACUCUGUCCAGACUCACUUUCCCAGAAUGCCGCUGGGUCUGAAGCCCCAGCUGACUGCAGAGGUUCUUCCAGUGUUUUCUCUUUAGAUAAAGAACAUCCCGACCCUCGUCAUCUCUCUACGCAGCUUUCUGAAAUAAAAUCCUUUCCCCU